GAAUCAAGGAGAGGCCUUGAAUUCAUAUUACGAUCGCCCACUGAAUAUAAAAGAGUUUAGUCUUGUAAAGUUUUAUUUUACUUUGUUUUAUUCACAAUCGGUAAAAUAAUAAAUAAACAAUUUUAAUUUUUCAGAUGUGCAAACGGAGGACAACCUCCAGUACCAGUUCUACCCAGUAUCAUCGGGUUCCGUUCAAUUUAAGGUGCGAGCAGCCAAUGAUGCUCACUUGGCACUCACUAUGGGACCCCAAGAAUCAGACCCCAUGUAUGAGGUCUUUAUCGGUGGGUGGGGUAAUAGCAAAAGUGUAAUCAGAAGGAACCGUACCAAACCUGAUAAAGUCGAGGCUGAUACACCUGGUAUUCUCAACAGUGGGGAAUUCCGUGGUUUUUGGGUACGUUGGGAUGGCGGCGUCGUUUCCGCCGGCCGAGAAGGAGAAGUCAUCCCAUUUGUGUCCUGGACAGACCCGGAGCCAUUCCCUGUAGCUUUCGUAGGAGUCUGCACAGGCUGGGGUGCCUCAGGCUCAUGGAAAAUCGAAGAUGGUGCUGAAUUUGAUACACCAGACAAGUUAGAGUACAAAUUCGGACCGGUAGCUGCGGGCUCCCUCCAAUUUGAAUACCGUGGUCCACAUAAUGCACACUUGUGUCUGACACCCGCCCCAGCGGAAAUUAAUCCUAUGUACGAAAUCAUACUUGGAGGCUGGGAGAACACCCAGUCAGUCAUUAGAUACUGCAGAGAGAAACCUGACAAGGUAAUAUUACCGACGCCAGGAAUUAUGAAUCCCAACGAGUUUAGGAAAUUUCUGAUCGAAUGGAAAUGUGGCAGACUGCUUGUAAGGGAUGGAACUUCUGGAGCAGUGCUCAUGGAGUGGGUUAACCCGUCUCCGGUCCCCGUGACACACUUUGGCGUACGCACGGGCUAUGGCGCCCGCGGCCACUGGCGCAUCAUGCACUUCGGCGCACCAGGCAGCCUUCCACCAUCAGCGCCUGUAGCGGCCCCUCUGUACAGUAGCCCGCCCGGAUACCCUGGUGGUCCCAUGGGAGGAGCUGGUCAGUGGGUAGAUGCUGCUAAUGGACAGUUACCACCUGGAGCUGUAGCUGGCGGACAAGACUGUAGCGGCGAGCCACUGUUCAUUGCUAGAGCGCAACACGAAGGCGCCACGAUCCCUGGAAAACUACUCCAAUCUCAUGGCUGUGCGUUUGUACCCUGGGGCGGGUUGGAGCAUAGCAAACCUCAAUAUCAGGUACUAGUCGGAGGUCCCAAUAACUGGGUACCAACAAGCGGAUCCGCCAUCCCCCCCGGAGCGUUCCCUGGUGGUGUGUCUGAAGAUGGGGAAACCCUUUUCGUAGGCAGAGUACGUCACGAAGGAAGCCUGACCACAGGCAAAGUUCAGCAAUCUCACGGAGUCUGCUACAUCUCUUUUGGAGGCCAGGAAUUAAGCUUCCCCGAAUACGAAGUCCUUGUUUCUUAAAUCAUAAAAAAUAUGCUAUUCACCCAACGAUAAUAUUGUCACAAAUAUAUCUGACAGUCUAUAAAAUGUCAGUCCAAAUUAAUGUUGUAUCCAGAGACAAAAAAAUUAUCACGCUGUGCCUGUUUGUAUUUUUGUUAUAUUAUUGAAUGCACUGCAUAAUACCUAAGUAGUUUAAGGUGCAUGUAAGCAUUUACAUGUUAUUUUAAUUUUAUUAAAUUAUUUUAUUAUAUAUUAUUUUAUUAUAUAGUUCUGUGUUUUUGUACUCAUUUUACCUUAAAAACUUAGAUAGUCAGAAGAAUAAUUAUUAAUUUGUCA
Diatraea saccharalis (sugarcane borer) is the source of this 1783-nucleotide messenger RNA. The record is from the annotation of a GenBank genome assembly. Lineage: Eukaryota; Metazoa; Arthropoda; Insecta; Lepidoptera; Crambidae.